AUGAAAAUUUUCAGAAAGAGUUGUGCGACAACGCAGUCGUAUGAAACAGAACGUUCACAUGAAGAUGAUAACAUUGAAGAAGAUGAAGAAUUACACCCAUUAUUCAAAAACCUCGUACAAAACACGCCAGAAGCAGGCAGGAAAUGUGUAUCACACCAAUGUGACUUGGAAAUGAAAACUGAUUACGAUAAUUCAAACAGCAUUAAUUAUGGAUUUGAAAAACGAUUAUCAACUGCUAAAUUCACGAAACUACACUUGGCUAUUGUAUUAGUAAUGUACAAAAAAAAAGACACAAAAUGUUGUAGUAAUAAUGAAUGUCGUCAUCAUACUCGUUAUCGUAAACCAGUGUCUCAACGGUUCAUAGAAUUUGAUAUUGAACAACAAAUACGUACAAUCUUACUGCGUGAACGUGAAGUGACAUUUCCAACAUUAAAAUUGACGGAUCCCGAUCG
This is a messenger RNA of Didymodactylos carnosus, 452 nucleotides long. Lineage: Eukaryota; Metazoa; Rotifera; Eurotatoria; Philodinida; Philodinidae. The record is from the annotation of a GenBank genome assembly.